CUUGUCCUCUACUUAUACCACCACUAAGCUUCUUACAUCCUCGGUCUCGCCGUCUGCUGCCUUAUCCGCGGAUACCUGGUCCCAAUGCCUGCGCCGCCGCCUUCAUUGUUCUCGUCGAGUACUACUCGUCCUUAUCCUCUACCCAGUCAUCAUGAUCAUCUCGAGCAAUCCAUUCCUCGUGCUCUCUACGACCAUUCUCAUAUGUUAGCCCAGCAGGUAUGGCAGAACCAACAGCUUCACAUAUUUCCUUCAAAUCCGUACCCUUCCGUGCUGCCUCCUGCUCCUAUGGCCCAUAAAGUCUGGAUCUUGGACUGCAAGUCAUGCGGUACUUUCCUGACAAACCGGGGCAUGAAGGCGGUGCUGCUACUUCGUCCGAAUGUCGCCCUAUACUCUUCUGAUGCCCUACCGGUCAACUGUUCUGCAUACACGUCAAGCCCUGAGGCACUUCGACCGCCUUCGUGCCGUCUGUCAUCUUCAAACUCGUCUCAGCGUACAUGCGAAUGUCUUACCCAGACUUUAUGCUGCCAUGGCUGUGGUGCGAUUGUCGGUUAUAUGAUUGUCAUCCCCUGUAAUCGAUGCACUUCUUCCAUCACUUCUUCCAAUCGCGCAACGAAUGGUCACCGUUUCGUAUUUCAUUCUAGCGAGAUCAUUGGCACAGAACGCCAUUACAUUCUGGACGAGCCCGGUGUUGUGCCCUAUGAGCACUCAUAUCCUCCUGUCCCACCCAUUACUUCGCUUGUAUACCCUCCUCACCAUCCCCAAACUAUGCAUUCUCGUUUGUUCAAUCCUCAUUAUCAGUCUUCUCCUGCACAUAGGUCAGAAUAUCUUCCGACACCACCGCCUGCAGAUCCUUCUCCUGUAUCCUCCACGACUACCUCCCCUAUCCAUGGAACAUUCCCUUUCGCAGAGCAACAUAGUCAUUCCGCCGAUCAUAGCCAUGAAUUUUCACCGCAUGCUCCCCGUCCACUUCCUCAUUCCGAACGUCCAUACCCCUUUGGACCUGUCCCUUCUCAAUCUCCUUCGAUUUUACGUCCUGCUUCUGCUGAAUCGGAUAGCUCCGAUGAUUCUAUCCCACCCCCACUCGUAUCACCUUCUUUCCCGUACGGACUACCGUCAGAGCAAACGGAGACAUCUUUGCCUUGUAUGCUCAAGCCUGGGGACGUGCUUUAUUGGCACCAUCUCACGAGACAAGGAGAGAUCCCUGGUGUGAAAGAAGAUGUUCGUGCUCGCUACCAAGGUAUCCCUGCGGUGAAGCGGCUCCCACUUGAUCGAAUGCAAAUCUUUGUGAAGACUCUCACCGGAAAGACCAUCACCCUUGAGGUUGAAUCUUCCGACACCAUCGACAACGUCAAAGCCAAGAUUCAAGACAAGGAAGGCAUCCCUCCUGACCAACAGCGUUUGAUCUUUGCUGGAAAGCAAUUGGAGGACGGCAGAACCCUUUCUGAUUACAAUAUCCAGAAGGAGUCGACCCUGCACCUCGUCUUGCGUCUGCGCGGUGGUAUGCAGAUCUUCGUCAAGACCUUGACUGGCAAGACCAUCACUCUUGAGGUUGAGUCAUCCGAUACCAUCGACAAUGUCAAGGCCAAGAUCCAAGACAAGGAGGGUAUUCCUCCUGAUCAACAGCGCUUGAUCUUUGCCGGCAAGCAGUUGGAAGAUGGUCGUACCUUGUCCGACUACAACAUCCAGAAAGAGUCUACCCUUCAUCUCGUCCUGCGUCUGCGUGGUGGUAUGCAAAUAUUUGUCAAGACCUUGACCGGCAAGACCAUCACUCUGGAGGUCGAAUCGUCUGACACCAUUGACAACGUCAAGGCUAAGAUCCAAGACAAGGAGGGCAUUCCUCCGGACCAACAGCGUCUGAUCUUCGCUGGCAAGCAGCUUGAGGAUGGUAGGACUUUGUCCGACUACAACAUUCAGAAAGAGUCGACUCUUCACCUGGUCUUGCGUCUACGUGGUGGUAUGCAGAUUUUUGUCAAGACGUUGACUGGGAAGACUAUUACGUUAGAAGUUGAAUCUUCCGACACCAUCGAUAACGUGAAGGCGAAGAUCCAGGACAAGGAAGGGAUCCCGCCUGAUCAGCAACGUCUUAUCUUCGCUGGCAAGCAGCUCGAAGAUGGUCGCACACUCUCCGACUAUAACAUUCAGAAGGAGUCGACACUCCAUUUAGUGCUCCGUCUUCGCGGUGGUAUGCAGAUCUUCGUGAAGACGCUAACCGGAAAGACUAUUACGUUGGAGGUUGAGUCGUCUGACACGAUUGACAACGUCAAGGCGAAGAUCCAGGACAAGGAGGGUAUCCCGCCUGACCAGCAACGUCUGAUCUUUGCCGGGAAACAGUUGGAGGACGGUCGUACUCUUUCGGACUAUAACAUCCAGAAGGAGUCUACUCUUCAUCUCGUUCUCCGUCUUCGUGGUGGCCUCUGAAUGUAUGCAUGUGAUGGUCGGGUUCUGUAGUAAUUAUAUGAUGUAGAAACAAGAAUGCAAUGUCGGUUUACAAGCUACGUGUCAUGAAACAGCCAC
This is a messenger RNA of Desarmillaria tabescens, 2514 nucleotides long. RefSeq names its product ubiquitin-related domain-containing protein. The record is from RefSeq and is a predicted model, not a curated record. Gene Ontology annotation, cellular component: cytoplasm; nucleus. Bases 85 to 2418 code for a protein of 777 amino acids. The transcript is spliced from 8 exons. Gene Ontology annotation, biological process: protein ubiquitination; modification-dependent protein catabolic process. Lineage: Eukaryota; Fungi; Basidiomycota; Agaricomycetes; Agaricales; Physalacriaceae. Gene Ontology annotation, molecular function: protein tag activity; ubiquitin protein ligase binding.